AUGAUUAUUCACUUGCAACUAGUUGGUCUUUUCAUUACUGUACUAUUGACUCAAACAAUAGCCAGUAAAUCGUAUUAUGUAACAAAAUCUGGUAAGGAUAGUAAUGCGGGAACAUCUGAAUCAGCUUCUUGGUUGACAAUACAGAAAGCAGCUAGUUCAGCAACAGCUGGUUCUACCGUUUACAUUGGUUCUGGAAUUUAUUAUGAAACAGUAACAAUUAAUGUACAAGGCAAUGCCAUGGAUGGAUCAAUUACAUUUACCAAUUUGACACCAAAUACAGUACCUAUUAUUUCAGGCAAAGAUGUCAAGGUUGCAUCAGCUGAUGGAACAAAAAAUUUAAUUUUUAUAUCGAAUAAAAGUUAUCUACGUUUUAUUAAUCUUGAAUUGAUGAAUUUGACGGCAACAGAAUGUAGUGGAGUAAGAAUUCUUGGUGGUGGAACAAAUAUUGAACUUCGAAAUUUACAUAUUCAUAACAUUCGUGGUGGAUCAGAAAAUGGUGGUGCCAUGGCUAUCACUGUCUACAAUGAAGAUCAGAAAACAAGUCGUCGUCAGUUGAUCAUUGAUAAUUGCACAUUACAUGAUUGCGAUCCAGCAUGGAGUGAAGCUUUAACAUUGAAUGGUAACAUCGAACUGUUUCAGAUAACUAACAAUCGAGUAUACAACAUGAAUAAUAUUGGAAUUGACUUCAUCGGUGGAGAAAAUGGAGUAAGUUCUCUAGGAGCACGUUCAGGUCGAUGUGCUAAUAAUACUGUCUGGAAUAUUCAUUCAGUCUAUGAUGGAAGUGCGGCAGGUAUCUACGUAGAUGGAGGCUCAAAUAUCACUAUAGAAUGGAAUGAAGUCUAUCAAUCAGAUAUGGGAAUAGAAAUCGGAGCGGAGAACAAAGGUCGUGUAGCUGCAAAUAUGACUGUACAACAUAAUUAUCUUCACAAUAAUGAUAAAUAUGGUCUAGCUUUUGGAGGAUACGAUUCUAAACGUGGCGAGGUUAUUAAUAGUUUAUUUGCAGAUAACCAACUCGUGCAAAACGAUGUCAAGCUUACUGGUGGUGGAGAAAUUGCUGUAUCGAAUGCUUCAAACAAUUUUGUUCUUCGUAACAUUGUAAAACCAAAUAAACAAAAUAUAAUUUUCUUGGUAGAUCAGACAUUAGGUUUAAAGAAUCAAUUUGAUUAUCAAGUAUACUAUCCAUAUGGACAAGGUGUGACUCAAAAAAAUCUUAUUUUCAGUUGGGGAAACAAUAGAUAUGUUGGAUUGAGUACAUUUCAACAGAAAACCAAUCAAGAAAUGCAUGCUACAGUCAAGACUAGUUAA
Molecule: messenger RNA, 1305 nt
Organism: Adineta steineri
Lineage: Eukaryota; Metazoa; Rotifera; Eurotatoria; Adinetida; Adinetidae
Source: the annotation of a GenBank genome assembly